UUGCAGAGCUGACGACACGUUGGGGAGAAAAAGCAUGGCGGACGAACAACAAGCAAGCGUGAGGCCAAACACAGAUGAAACUCUCGACGAUUCGAGUGGUGAUGAUGACAAACAGACUAUUAUCGGAGAAGAUGAGGAGGUGGUGAAGACUUUCAAGGACUUGGGUGUUACUGAGGUGCUCUGCGAGGCUUGUGAUCAGCUGGGAUGGAAGAGUCCAACUAAGAUCCAGGUGGAGGCUAUUCCAGUCGCUCUGCAAGGGAAGGAUGUCAUCGGCCUGGCAGAGACCGGUUCAGGAAAGACGGGCGCCUUUGCGCUGCCCAUCCUCCAGUCACUGCUGGCUUCGCCUCAGAGGCUUCACACGCUGGUUCUCACCCCCACCAGAGAGUUGGCCUUUCAGAUCUCCGAGCAGUUCGAGGCCCUGGGAUCCAGCAUCGGCGUCAAAUGCGCUGUAAUAGUGGGCGGUAUCGAUAUGAUGUCCCAGUCCCUGGUGUUGGCUAAAAAGCCCCAUAUUGUUAUCGCCACCCCGGGUCGGCUGAUCGAUCACAUGGAGAACACAAAGGGCUUCUCCCUUCGGGCUCUGAAGUUCCUCGUCAUGGAUGAAGCCGACCGAAUCCUCAACAUGGACUUCGAGACCGAGGUGGAUAAAAUCUUGAAAGUGAUUCCAAGAGAAAGGCGCACCUUCCUGUUCUCCGCCACCAUGACCAAAAAGGUCCAGAAACUGCAGAGGGCCGCUCUGAAAGACCCCGUCAAGUGUGCCGUGUCCACCAAGUACUCCACGGUGGAGAAGCUGCAGCAGUAUUACGUCUUCAUACCGUCCAAGUACAAGGACUGCUACCUGGUGUCCAUCCUCAAUGAGCUGGCAGGCAACUCCUUCAUCAUUUUCUGCAGCACGUGCAACAACGCCCAGCGGGUGGCGCUGCUGCUGAGGAACCUGGGCAUCACCGCCAUCCCGCUGCACGGCCAGAUGAGCCAGAACAAGCGUCUGGGAUCCCUGAAUAAGUUCAAAUCCAAGUCCCGGUCCGUGCUGCUGGCGACCGACGUGGCGUCCAGAGGGCUGGACAUUCCUCACGUCGACUGCGUCAUCAAUUACGACAUCCCCACUCACUCCAAGGACUACAUCCACCGGGUGGGCCGGACAGCCAGAGCCGGGCGGUCUGGGAAGUCCAUCACCUUCGUCACACAGUACGACGUGGAACUUUUCCAGCGAAUCGAAACCUUAAUCGGGAAGAAGCUGCCAGCUUUUCCCACCCAGGAAGAGGAGGUGAUGAUGCUGGUGGAGAGGGUGAGCGAGGCUCAGAGGUUCGCCAGGCUGGAAAUGAAGGAACAAGGUGAGAAAAGGAGGAGGCCGAAGGGAGGCGCCGCGGACGACGACGACACAGAGCAAGCCAGUGGAGUGAGGAAGAAAGUGAAGGGGGGACCGGGGGGCGCGGGCGGAGGGAAGAAGAGGGGUGGAGCAGCGUGGAGGGGAGGACGCUGACCAGUGACAAUGUACAUAACCACAACACACAAAACAAUCCGCCAAGUGACUAUUUAAUUCCAGAAAAAAGUAUGUUCCUUGCCUAUCUGAGUCGAUUCACCCCCCCCCCCCCCCCGUUUAUAAUAAAACCCA
Molecule: messenger RNA, 1609 nt
Organism: Menidia menidia (Atlantic silverside)
Lineage: Eukaryota; Metazoa; Chordata; Actinopteri; Atheriniformes; Atherinopsidae
Source: the annotation of a GenBank genome assembly